AUGCCGCAUCCGAUAUCGAAUAGCGUCUUUGCGCGCACAAGCCUGACAACAUGUGAUGUCUUCAUUAUGGCCCUAGGGUAUAUGGACGCUAGAACAAUGCCGUCGCCAGAACAACUUAUCGAAAGCGCCAGCCCUUGGUUUCUGGACGCCGAAACGGUGUGGUGGCGCAAGUUC
This is a messenger RNA of Cucurbitaria berberidis CBS 394.84, 174 nucleotides long. RefSeq lists its product as uncharacterized. Lineage: Eukaryota; Fungi; Ascomycota; Dothideomycetes; Pleosporales; Cucurbitariaceae. The transcript has a single exon. The annotation marks the transcript as partial. The record is from RefSeq and is a predicted model, not a curated record.